This is a messenger RNA of Epinephelus moara (kelp grouper), 5037 nucleotides long. RefSeq names its product zinc finger protein 285-like. Lineage: Eukaryota; Metazoa; Chordata; Actinopteri; Perciformes; Serranidae. The coding region runs from base 2002 to 4695 and encodes 897 amino acids. The record is from RefSeq and is a predicted model, not a curated record. The transcript is spliced from 5 exons.
UGUGUCUGUAGCUCUCUCUACUCGUGGGACAGCCGUUUUCUUGAGGAAGAGGUGUUUCGGGAUUGGAUGUCUUCUCUUCUUCGGCUGGCAGUAGUCAUCUUGGGAGAAGUGAGCACUGCAGACCCGAUGGUCUGCAAGGCGCAGUGUCUGAACAGGAGUGUUAGCAUCCAUUUGUAGCACAACUAGCCACAACUUCAGCAUCUCGCCGUCCGACAAAGGCAGCCUAUGAAAGCUGUACGGGGUGUUGCACGACAUCCUGUUCUUGCAAUUCGGAUAAGCACAAACACGAACCAUUGUUUCCAAUCGAUGCAGUAAAACUCUCAGCUGUACUCUGGGACAAGCAGCGCCACUCUGAGACAGCAUGGCUCCUCUGUUUUCUUUUUUUCCUUCAAACUUUAUUGGAAAUUGCUGGCACAUACAGAUACGUAUAAAAACAAUACAAGUAUGUUGGUGCAACCUUGAACACAACAUAACGCGAAGGUGCGCUGAACAGACAAAAAUGACAGAUAUAAAACAAAUCACUUACAAUCAAAAGUAAACGAGAAAGUCAUGAGAGGUGAAGAAAACGAAAAAAAAGAGAAAGGGGAAAAAAGGGUGCGAGAGUAUGGGAGUCAGUUCACGUAAACACUUUAUAAGUAGAGCAUAUAUUAAAGGUUUUGAUAGCUUUUUUUGUUCUGUGAUGGGGAGAUCGUUGAUAUAUCCUGUUCCAUUUCUUUUAUAAACACAGAGAAAUUUGUUUUUUUGUUUGGGAAUUUACACUUGUGUAUGUGAAGCCAACAGUAGAAUUAGAUUAAUAAGAAAGAAAGCGUUCUCAUUUUUACUUCUGUAAUCACAACAGCCAAAUAAAACGUUUUUAUAGUAUAAGACAAAAUCUGGGAAAAUACUAGUAAUUAUGAAUUUAUUAAUCUCAUUCCACAGUUCACGAAUAAAUUCACAAAAGCAAAAUAAAUGUGAGCAUGUUUCAGGAAGAGAUUCGCAGAAGGAGCAUUUUACAUCAAUGUCAUUCUUCAAUUUUUGUAAAAAGUGUUUGACUGGAUUGAAUCUGUGGAUCAGCUUAAAUGAAACUUCCUUUACCUUAUUAGUUAGAAGAAACUUCUGUGAUAAAGACCAGACUUUAUUCCAGUUGAUAUUACUCACAAAAUUGCUCCAGUAAAAUGUUGCUGUAGGCACCGAAAUCAAUUCCUCCUGAAACAAGGCUCUUAUUUUAGAAUUUAUACUUCUAUUAAGAGAAAAGCAAACUUUACCCAGUGAAGUUUCUAAUGGAUCAGGGGGUGACAAUGACAGGGGUGGAGAAUGGUCAACAUUCUUAAACAACAUACAAAAACCAGAUGGGAUUGCAUCAAAAACUAUUGAAAAUUCUUUUAGAGUUACAGGUAUAUUGUACCGGGCGAGAAAUUCAGAGUAGUUGUACAGAAGUCCUCUACUAUUAAAUAACUGACUCACUAAAAGAAUACCGUGGUUGAACCGUUUAUCAUAAAAUAGUGACUUAUUUUUGUACAAAAUACUACAGUUGUUCCAAAUACAACAUUUCUGUGGGGAAAAGUUGUGCUUGUAAAUCAGCGCCCAUGCCUCCUCUGUUUUCUUCAACAGAGCAACAAGCAAAGCUCUCGCGAGAUGACGUCACACACAGCCCAGAGGAAGCGCUCUGAACCGGUCAGUGGCGAAAAAAGCACUUUUAAUGCGCAAACUUAUACGGGACGCAUUUGCCCCCAUAUCUACCGUUUUAGCUCGUUUCGCGGCUCCCGGUUGCAUCCGCCUCCCUCAAAACUAAACCAGUUUUAAAAGGAGUUGUACCUAUGAAUCAUACGCACACAUACACAUGGGGAAAUAGGGCCCAGGUUGAAAAAUACCGAAGUUAUCCUUUUAAAGCCGGGACACGCCUUACAACAAACCAAGCGACCCCAGCCACAGAGCCCCGCCCAUUCUGUGUUACCGCCACAGCCACGACCUGCUAGCUUGUUACUGUUGUUAGCAUUGAGGAGCAGCCCACCGAGGAGCUCCAUGCUGCAGCUCACUUGUAGGAAAUAUAAAGCUAUAGCAACAAAAGUUAGUUUCAACAUGUGCUCCGUCGACGGCUGUGACUCGUGGCGUCGCGGUGCGCAACGGUUCAAGUUACCGGAGGAUCCAGAGAGGAGGCUGGAGUGGGUCCAGUUCGUCCUGGAAGUCAACGGUCAACGGCUGAAAGAAUCGUCCUGGACUGAUAUCACCAUCUGCAGACACCAUUUCACUGAGGACUGUUUUAUAAACCAGACUCAAAGCGGGACGGUCCAGCUGAAGCCCAGUGCUCUCCCAUCACUGUGUGUCAAGUCGGAACCAGCAGAACCUGAAGUGAAACAGGUGAGGACUCAGUAUGAGGAGCUUGAAGAACCCCCAGAAGUUGAUUCUCAAUGCGAUCAACAAGAAAAAUGUGAUAGUCCACCACCUCCCUGUUCUGAAGAAUUGGAACAUACAGAAAUAUGUGAUAGUCCACCACCUCCCUGUUCUGAAGAAUCACAAUCAGAGCAUGCUUCAGAAGCUGCCCAACAAAGCCCUGCGCCAAGUGAUGCUCCAGAUCCUGAUUACGGUCAGAUGAUACAAAAAGUUGCAAACAUUGAUAUGAUCAGGAAAAAAGCUGCACUUCUGCAGAUGCAAAGGAAGUUCGUUGUGAACGAAAAACGUCUCCUCCAGUUGUUCAGCCACAAGUGUCCGUUGUGUGGCUCUAAAGUAAAGACGGAGAAGGUCACCUUUGAUGUGGUCAUCAUCUUGAACCAACAGUGCCUCAAGUGUGAGUACAGAAACCAAUGGAAAAGCCAAGUCAAUGCUAAAGUCCCAACAGCUGAAGAGAAACACCUGGUGGAAGUCGUAGAAGUAGACGUAACUCCAGAGACUCAACAGAAAGCGUCAACCGAUGACAACCGCAGCACUAUCACAGGCGUAUCCAAGAUUGUCGCUGUUAUUGAUGAGAGGGACGAUUCCAUGGAUGACACAGAGGAAUCGAGUUAUGAAGAUGCCAUGGAUUCAGAUGAGGAUUGGUAUCCAGAUGACUGGCGUCCAGAGGUGAACAUGCUUUCUGAGGAGAAAAACGAAGAUGAAAAGGGAGAUUCUGAUGAUCAACUUGUUCUUCCCACCAGAUCCAGUGGGCUCUGCGCAGAGUGUGGCAGGUUUUUUUGUAAAAGUAAGCCUCACAUAUGUGAGCACAAAAUUAAACCCUAUGCUUGCAAUAUUUGUGGAAAAAGAUGCGUUAGUGAGGUCGCGUUAAAUUUUCACAGCAGAAUCCACGACGAAAACUAUGAACAUCCUUGCAAAUACUGCCACGCUACAUUCAGGACAAAACUGGAUAAAAUCACCCAUGAACAGAUCCACUCAACUCAAGAAAAACCGUAUAAAUGUCCCGACUGUUCAGAGACAUUCGCCACACAUACGGACCGCAGAAUCCACCUGGCGAAUCACAGACUGUUGAAAUGUCAGGAGGAUUGGAAUCCAGAGGACUGGCGUUCAGAGGCGAACAUGCUUUUUGAGGAGGAAAGCGAAGAUGAAAACGGAGAUUCUGAUGAUCAACUUGUUCUUCCCACCAGAUCCAGUGGGCUCUGCACAGAGUGUGGCAGGUUUUUUCGUAAAAGUAAGCCUCACACGUGUGAGCACAAAAUUAAACCCUAUGCUUGCAAUAUUUGUGGAAAAAGAUGCGUUAGUCAGGUCGCGUUAAAUGUACACAGCAGAGUCCACGACGAAAACUAUGAACAUCCUUGCAAAUACUGCCACGCUACAUUCAGGACAAAAGGGGAUAAAAUCACCCACGAGCAGAUCCACUCAACUCAAGAAAAACCGUAUAAAUGUCCCGAAUGUUCAAAGACAUUCGCCACACAUAAAGUACGCAGAAUCCACCUGGCCAAUCACAGACUGUUGAAAUGUCACAUCUGUGGAAUGGAAUUUACAAGUCGCAUUUCUCUCAGAAGGCACAUGCCCGUACACACGGGAUUGAAACAAUUCCAGUGUUCAGUGUGCCAACGUGGCUUCAAGCAGUCGACCCAUCUGAAAUCCCACAUGCGUCUGCACACAGGAGAGAAGCCUUUUAAGUGUCAGCAUUGUGACAAAUGCUUCACUCACAACGUGAGCUUGAAGAGUCACGUCCAGCGUUACCAUACAUCCAAUUCUGGACCUGAGUGGAAGAAGGGUAAAAGAAACAAAACUGUAAGCGGCGCUGUUGAUGGUCGGGAGAAUGGGAACAAGAGAGUAGCAGAUUCAGGGCUCGACAAUGUAGAAGAACAGGACACAGAGGAGAACGUGCAGAAGAACAGUAAGGCUGUGAUAAAAGCUAAAAAUUACAGGAGCACGGGUAGACCCAUAGGAAGACCUAAGAGAAAUACAGCAGGCCACUUGGUUCUGGCAGGGGAAAUGCAAGGCCAGCGUUUAAACACUAAGACUGCCAAAGCUAAGGCACGGAAGUUAAAGAGAUCACAUAACAGUGAUGAAGAAAGCGAGGACGAGCUGACCCAAAGCGACAUGUCCUUUGACUCAACAGAGGAGGAAGAGGAGAAUAGUGACAAAGUGACUUCAAGCACAAGUAGAUCAAAAAGAAAGGCCAAUAAUGCAGACAGUGACUCUGAUUUUGAUCCAGUAGAAAGACAGAAAAAGAGGUACAGCAGCCAGAGCGGUGGUCACAACUCAGGGAAGCGCAGGGGACGACCAAGAAAGAAUCAAGUUGUUGAAGACACUUAAAAAGACAUUGGAAAAGUUUUUGAGCCCAGAACGGAAAUAGGAAGAGAGAUACAGUUUCGAGUGUCAGACAGAACUGGAAAGGUUUUCAUGAUGCAUUUAAACAAUCUAACUUGAGAAACUAAACUUGAACACUCAGACUGGGAACUUUUCAAACUUCAUUAAGACAUCCUGUCACUUUGAUCUCAAGAUAUGUUUGAAUCCUGUUCACUGAUGUGUAUACCAUGGAAUUAAACUAGGUAAAAUUAGAUUAAACCAAGUUGAGGUUAAGUGCCUGUUUUCUUUUGUUGUGAAUGUUCAAUAAUUCUAUUUGUACUGUAUAUGAAGCUAAUAAAGUGUUUUUAU